Molecule: messenger RNA, 1023 nt
Organism: Adineta ricciae
Lineage: Eukaryota; Metazoa; Rotifera; Eurotatoria; Adinetida; Adinetidae
Source: the annotation of a GenBank genome assembly
AUGAAGUUACACAUUUGGAUAUCGUUAUAUUCUUUCCUCGCUUAUGAAAUUCACCAUGUCUCAUCGAUUACCUAUUCCUGUAACCGUGCAGCUGAAUGUGGUUGUUCAAAAAACAAUGCGGUUUUGACGAAAAUCGUCGGCGGCGAAUCAGCCGUUGAGUCAAGUUGGGCAUGGGCUGCAUCAUUACAAAAGCUAACUGCAGGACAUUUCUGUGGCGGUACAAUUAUUUCAGCGUCACAUAUUCUUACAGCUGCGCAUUGUGUGGAAGAUACUUCUGAUAUUGUUCGAAAUGUUAAGGUCUUUGUUGGUAUCGAUAAAUUAUCGAAUAUACAGGUUCCAACGGCUCAACAGCGGUCUAUUGUACGCGUCUUUUCUCAUCCUCAAUAUAAUCCGCAAACUCAUGCUAAUGAUAUCGCUAUUUUGCAAUUAGAUAAACCAUUGAGUAUCUCGAGUGCAAACGGUACUCCACGAGUAUGUUUACCAUAUGUUGCUCCAACAAGUAUGACUGGUGACUAUCCGUUCCUUCCAUCGACUCUAGUUGCAAUUGGAUGGGGCGUAUUAACAUCAGGCAGUUCAUCAAUAUAUUUUAAUCAACAUUUACAACAAGUCACAUUAGCUACGAUCGGUUCGGAUCAUCGUAUGUGCAGAAGUGUGAUUCAGAAUCGUCGACUUCAGUUCUGUGCUGGAGUUGUAGGCGGAGGAAAAGAUACAUGCCAAGGCGACUCAGGAGGACCACUGAUGCAUUUCGAUGACAAAGAACGUCGAUGGGUACUAGUUGGCGUAACUAGUUACGGAAUCCGAUGUGCUGAUCCAAAUUAUGCUGGUGUUUAUACGCGUGUAUCAGUUUACCGCGAUUGGAUUCGAUCCAUUGUUGGUAGCGGUUGUGCAGAAAUUCCAAUUAAUGGCACUGGUCGUGUGACAACAAACUCGGCACAAAACGUAUUAAUGCCUUAUUAUUCAUUAACAGUUUCAUUAUUUUCUUUCAUGUGCGCGAUCUUUUUUAAUAACAUUAAUAAAUGUUGA